AUGUCAUCCCCACCUUCCCUUCCAAUCUACCUCUUCACCUUCAACUGUGCCCGCCUCCUAAUCACCCCCUCCAUCCUAGCAACCCACCUCUUCUCCGCCCUCGACCCAUCCUCACCACCUCCCGAAAUAAUCGCCAUAGGUCUCCAAGAAUUCGCUCCGAUAUCCUAUAGCUUCCUACGUGGCGACUACCUCUCUCCUUACCUAGACCAAUGGAGUUCCGUGCCCCACCUCGCGGCUCAAUACCUGCAUUCCACCGGCACGACGAACCAGAACUUCCCGUUCGAGUAUGUAGAAUUAGGACGGUAUACGAUUGGUAUGACAGCGUUAUUUAUCUAUGCGAGAAGGAGUGAAAGGGUUAAGAAUCUACGGUUUGGAUCAGUGGGGUUUGGAGUCUGGGGGAUGGCGAAUAAGGGGGCUGUGGCGGCUAGGUUUGGGUAUUCUACUGGUGGUGGUGGUGGUGAAGAUGGAGAGGAAGAGGAAGAAAUCAAUGUCACCAUCGUAUCUACUCAUCUCUCGGCGCACGAACAUUGUUGUACAGAUCGUAAUAGGGAUUGGGAAACCCUUGCACGGGGUAUAAUCUUCGAAACGACGACUCAAACGGCACCAGUUAUUAACAUUACAUCUUCGGAAAGUACUCCUUUACUUUCUGAAAACAUUUCUACAACCACGGAUUCUUCUUCGUCACCAGUAUCGGGGAUAUACCACCCAAACAGCCAUCUCCUAGUCAUGGGUGAUCUGAACUACAGAACCUCGCAUACUUCCCCCACACCGGAAGAUUUCCAAUCCUUCCCGAAGAGAACAGAUCACUUUAAUGAGUUUUUCAAAAGGGAUCAGUUGACCCGUGAGUUAACCGCGGGUAAUACUCUACACGGGUUAGUAGAGGCACCUAUUACGUUUCCUCCAACGUAUAAGUACCUUGAAGACGUACUAUCCCUUCUAGAAGACGCAGAAGAAGGACUUGGUGGUGGUAGCAGUAGUAGUAGUACUCGAGGUGAUAAACGACGAAAACAAUCUCAAGAGGAUAUAUUCGACUGGUCUCCAAACCGUUGGCCGUCAUGGUGUGACCGUAUCCUCUGGUUACCCGCAAACCCCAGCUCACCAUCACUAUCGAAAGAAGAAGGAGGAGGAAACGAUAUCAAAGUCCACAGAUAUACCUCCAUCCCAGCGAUCAGGUUCUCAGACCACAAACCCGUAGGAUUACAUAUUUCCCUACCUAGGAUAAAAACUCCAAAGACGGUAAUCGGUGGCGAAGGGGAUAACAAUAAUAGAGAUCUUAGACUGAACCCUCCGUUCCCGCUGGAUAGAGAUUGGAAGGUGAAGAGGUAUAAUGCUGAGACUAGGGAGUGGAUUGUGGGGUAUGCUAUAUUGAUGGCUACGACGACGAAUGGGCUUACAAUUUUGGGAUGUAUGGCUUUGGGAGCUGGGGUGUUGUGGUUGGGGGUUACGGGGAGGGUUUAG
This is a messenger RNA of Orbilia oligospora ATCC 24927, 1458 nucleotides long. RefSeq lists its product as uncharacterized. Gene Ontology annotation, biological process: phosphatidylinositol dephosphorylation. The transcript has a single exon. Gene Ontology annotation, molecular function: phosphatidylinositol-4,5-bisphosphate 5-phosphatase activity. The record is from RefSeq and is a predicted model, not a curated record. The coding region runs from base 1 to 1458 and encodes 485 amino acids. Lineage: Eukaryota; Fungi; Ascomycota; Orbiliomycetes; Orbiliales; Orbiliaceae.